Messenger RNA from Procambarus clarkii (red swamp crayfish), 1667 nucleotides. NCBI's taxonomy places the organism in Eukaryota, Metazoa, Arthropoda, Malacostraca, Decapoda, Cambaridae. The record is from RefSeq and is a predicted model, not a curated record.
GCUGUUCCUUCGUAAGGACAUCUGCAGUCGUCAUAAUGAGAGGUGCUGGUGUGGUCUUGGUGGUGCUGGUGGGAGCUGUUUGUGCUUGGCCACCAAACAAGUCUUCCUACAAACUGCCUGUCUUUCCUCAAGGGCAUGCGGCAUCCUUCCAUGCCAGCAGCUCCUCCUCCAGCUCCUCCUCGUCCUCGAGUUCCUCCUCCUCUGCUUCCAGUUUCAAAACGUCUGCAGCAGGAACCGAGUUCAAGAAUUCCUCUGCCAGUGAUGCCUCCUCUUCCGCAGACAAUUCUGCUUCCUCCUCCUCAUCCGGGUUCGUGUCUGGAGACGCUGGGGAAGACAUCUUGAACAGUCUUGUUGCUGCUGGAGGCAUCUUGUCCGGGAUCCACGGAGCUGGGGCAGGAUCCUCCAGUCAGAGUUCCGCCUCAGGAGCUCAGGGAAUCAAUAAAGUAUUUGGAUCUGGCAGUCACAGUUCAGCUUCAGAGAUUGAUGGAUCCACAGCAGGAUUCCAGUCCGGUGGUCAUGGUUUUGGAGCCGUAAGUCAAGGAUCAUUUGGGCAUGGAUCUGCCGCCCAGGGUACCACAGGCGGAUCUUCUGGCUCCUCCAGUUUCGACCAGCAUAAAAAUCAAGGCUCCGCUUCUGGUUUCGGAGCGAUCACACACAAUUUCUCAGGAAAACAACAAACUGACGUUGGACUUGGAUCUACAAUUCAUGGGGCCUCUGGAAGCCAUGGGUCAACUACUGGAUUUCAAUCUGGAGCCCGAGGUGUGUCCGGAAACCAAGGUACUUCGGUUGGUUUUGGAUCUGGAUCCCAUGGUGCGUCUGGUACCCUGGGUGAAUCUGGAAUCUUAGAUGUGUCAGCUGGAUUUGGAACUGCAACCCACGGUGUAGCGGGUGGCCAUGAAGCUUCAACUGGAUUUGGAUCUGCAGUCUUCGGUACAUCUGGAAGCCAAAAGAGCACUGUCGGAUUUAGAUCUGGAGCCAAUGGUGCAACUGGAAUCCAAGUGUCUUCUGGUGGAUUUGGAUCUGGAGAACACGGUGCAUCUGGAAGCCAACAAGCUUCUAUUGGAUUUGGAUCCGCAACGGACGGUCAUUCUAGCGGCGAAAUAUCAUCAUCAGAUAAAUUAUCUGGUAGCAGCGGUUCAUCCAUUAUCAGCGAAGGUUUUACAAGCUUCGCUUCAGGAAACCAAGGCUCGACUGGAGGGUCCUCUUCAGACUUACAUGAUUCCUCUGCAGAGUCAUCGUCCGGUAGCGGGUCCUCUAUUGGGGUCAUCAGUCAGAGUUAUAUUCCACCAAGAGCCAGCUACUAAUCACCUGGUUCUGGCUAUGUUGUCAGGGAAUCCACCAUCAAAGUCUGAAGCAGUGAUAAUCCAGAACACACUCGCUCCUGUUCGGAACUUCCCUCACCAAAGUCAAGAAGGACAGAUAAAGAGUUCGAACGACGUCUUAAUUUUUCACGCCUCUAAGAAAUGCUGCAUCGAAGCUUGCCAGUCCAGCAGUUGGGUCACCAAGUCAUCUCCUACUCUGCCCAUAGACUGGUGACCACCAGCCUUCGACUCCAAGACUGGUGACCAGGACUCCUCCUAGACUCCUAGACCUUCUUUAAUCACCAGAUGUUAUCACUUUCCUACAACUGUUGUGUGUGUAUAAAUGCUCGUGCAUGCAUAGCUUAU